CAGCGAUGUUAUGAACACAAGCAGUACAGAAACGGGCUCAAGUUCUGCAAACAAAUCCUGUCCAAUCCCAAGUUUGCAGAGCAUGGAGAGACCCUGGCAAUGAAGGGACUGACCCUGAACUGUCUGGGGAAGAAGGAGGAGGCCUACGACCUGGUGAGAAGAGGCCUGCGCAAUGACCUCAAGAGCCACGUCUGCUGGCACGUUUACGGCCUACUGCAGCGCUCGGACAAGAAGUAUGACGAAGCCAUCAAGUGUUACCGCAACGCUCUGAAGUGGGACAAGGACAACCUGCAGAUCCUCCGAGACCUGUCCCUGCUGCAGAUCCAGAUGAGAGACCUGGAGGGCUACAGGGUGAGCUGCCAGGGGGUUCAUGAGCG
This is a messenger RNA of Notothenia coriiceps (black rockcod), 377 nucleotides long. RefSeq names its product N-alpha-acetyltransferase 15, NatA auxiliary subunit-like. The annotation marks the transcript as partial. Gene Ontology annotation, molecular function: protein binding. The transcript has 3 exons. Gene Ontology annotation, cellular component: cytoplasm; NatA complex. The record is from RefSeq and is a predicted model, not a curated record. Gene Ontology annotation, biological process: N-terminal peptidyl-methionine acetylation. NCBI's taxonomy places the organism in Eukaryota, Metazoa, Chordata, Actinopteri, Perciformes, Nototheniidae.